Messenger RNA from Cryptosporidium ubiquitum, 1686 nucleotides. RefSeq lists its product as uncharacterized. The transcript has a single exon. The coding region runs from base 1 to 1686 and encodes 561 amino acids. Gene Ontology annotation, molecular function: RNA binding. Gene Ontology annotation, cellular component: cytoplasmic stress granule. Gene Ontology annotation, biological process: cytoplasmic stress granule assembly. The record is from RefSeq and is a predicted model, not a curated record. NCBI's taxonomy places the organism in Eukaryota, Apicomplexa, Conoidasida, Eucoccidiorida, Cryptosporidiidae.
AUGGAAUCAAAUGAGUCAAAUAUAAAGGUUUUGAGGAGCAGUCAUUCAAAAAAUUCAAAAGUUAAUGUGAAAAACGCUACAACCAAUAAAAAUUUCAAUCCGAAUCAUAUUAAAAAAUAUAACAAGCAAUUCCAAAGAGACAAUGAUAAAAGUAAUUUUGAAACAAGAAACGGCUCGAUUACAGAAAGAAUUACAAAUUCAAAAGUAUUUAACACCAGUUCAUCGGAAUUCGCUGUAUUAAUAUUAUUUUUGAUUGGUAAUGAAGUUGAAUUGAAACUAGUCGAUUGUAAGGUAUAUCGUGGAAUUUUUCAUUCAAUUAGCAAAAGAGAAGGAAGCGACGAGCAGUUUGUUUGUAUCCGGUUUUGCAGAAGAAUACUAGAUUUAUUUAGCAAUGAGCUUUCCAAACCAAUUGAAGACUACUGUAUGUUUCCGCUUAGUUCAGUUUAUAGACUUUCCACAACAAAUAUGAAUGGAGUACCUACAAGAUUUGAUUCAGUUUCAGGGGAAUCAAAAGAAAGCAAAAUAUAUAAGAUUAAUCUUUUUAGGACCGAUAAUGAGAUAAGCAGUAAUGAUAUACACUCGCACGAACGUAUAUUGAAGCCAUGGGUAUCUGAGGAUCAUCAUUCUGAUGUCAUUGAGGAUGUUUUAGGUAACGAACCAUUUGAUUGCUGGGAUCAAUUCGAAGAGAACCGCAAUAGAUUUGGAAUAGAAGGGACUUACGAUGAAAAUUUGUAUACGACUCCACUCGAUUACAAUGAGAUAACUGAAGAAGAAAAAAGAAAAGCAGAAAUUCUUGCAACUGAAAUAGAAAAAGAACAAAAGGAAGAUUCUGCAAUUAAAUUCGAGAAUGAGAUAAAUGACUCGGUAAUUGAAAAUGAUGAAGAAAUGCACUUUAGCUCUGUAUACAGAAAUAUCUCUGAUAAAAGCAACUCCAAUAAAGAUGUUAAUAAAAUAUUAAAAAAUGAAUCAGUUAACAGUUUAGAUCAGUAUGAAACGAGUGAUAAGCAUUCCAAAAAUUCCGAGGAAAUUUCGAAUAAAGAUUUCCUAACUAAAAACCGUAAAUCUAAUUUUUCAUUCAACCCUAAUGCAAAGGAGUUCUUGCCUAGAGCAAUUUCCAAUUAUCAAAAAGUAUGUGAAGAUCAUUUAAAUAACUUUUCUAAUACUCGAACAAAUGAAUCUAUAAACUAUUCAUAUGAACAUCAAAGUGAUGACUACCAUUAUUCAUAUAAAAACGAACAUUAUACGCUUUCUAAUGGAAACCAACAUAAUUACCAUGAUAAUCAAUCAAAUCACAAUUAUCGUGAUCUUGCCCUAGUUAAUUCUGUGCAAUCUAAAGGAACACAGUUUAGAGAUAGUUUGAGAAACGAAGUUAAUGGUGAGAAAUUGGUUAACCAAAUAUCAUAUGAAUACUACUUACUUAACGGCCAAUGUGUUGAUGAAAUCGAUGAAAGUAGGAAAGGGGGUCAUCAAUGCCCAGAAAUUUCGUGUGAUGCAUCUAGCUCACGAGCUAUUUACUAUUAUUCUGCGGAAUCUGGAGAUAUUCAUAGUUCUUCAUAUUAUGUCUCUGAUUACAACACGGGAAAAUGGUCGAAUUAUUCAAUACAUAAUCAAUACUAUAUUCCAAAUAACAAUUCAGAAGUUUACAGCCAUUACUGCAAUUAUCAAGGUCAAGGAACAUACUAUUAG